AUGGCCAAUGGAGUCCCGCAGAUAGGAUACACUACAGAUCCGGCUUUUGUGAAGAUCAUCACAGACAACCCAGUCUUAUUUUCAGGAUGGCGCGAAGCCACUGCGGACUCUCGUAUGGACGAUAUCCCACGCCACUAUCUCAACUUCACCACUGAAGGCCUUCGACAAGCUAAAGAAGCGAUCAUGGAAGCUCACGAGGCAGAGGAAGCUGCAUGGGCAAAGCUUCUUGAUGCGGAGAAAGAGCAGGAAGUGGUUGGUCGGACUGUGGAGGUAGCGGGAAACAUGAAGGAAUUGGCUAACAAUAACCUAGAGAGAGUUAAGAUGCAAGAGGUGUCGGCGGCGUCGCUGUUGCUCGAAGCUAGAGGAACGGAGGAAGAUGUCUGGAAGAGAAUGGUCUUGGCCAGGGUUGCUUUCGUGGCAGCAAGGGACAGGAAGGUGGAGGUCUUGGGCAAAUAUACUCCAAAGGACUAA
Messenger RNA from Didymosphaeria variabile, 471 nucleotides. RefSeq lists its product as uncharacterized. The record is from RefSeq and is a predicted model, not a curated record. Bases 1 to 471 code for a protein of 156 amino acids. The transcript has 2 exons. NCBI's taxonomy places the organism in Eukaryota, Fungi, Ascomycota, Dothideomycetes, Pleosporales, Didymosphaeriaceae.